Molecule: messenger RNA, 4649 nt
Organism: Melanotaenia boesemani (Boeseman's rainbowfish)
Lineage: Eukaryota; Metazoa; Chordata; Actinopteri; Atheriniformes; Melanotaeniidae
Product: transcription initiation factor TFIID subunit 4-like
Exons: 16
Coding region: 1-2937 (978 amino acids)
Biological process (GO): DNA-templated transcription; transcription initiation at RNA polymerase II promoter
Cellular component (GO): transcription factor TFIID complex
Molecular function (GO): RNA polymerase II general transcription initiation factor activity; protein heterodimerization activity; DNA binding
Source: RefSeq, a predicted model, not a curated record
AUGCGUCUCAACAACAAGCGUAGCAAGGCAAAGAUGGCGGCGGGCUCCGAUUUGUUAGAGGAUGUUUUCUACAACAGAGAGGGGGACGAAAAAGUAGUUAGUGAUCUAGUCGGAUCUCUGGACUCUGAGCUAACAGAAGCAAGUCACGCCAACUCAACGGCUAAGGUUCAGUAUACAGCAAACCACGCCGGCAGCUCAACUGUAGGCAGUAAUUUUUAUGUUCAGGGCAGCAAAAUGGGACUUUCUCAACUAGAGCUUGCUAAAGCAGGGGCAGGAGGUGUCAGUAACAGUGCGGGGUCCAUCGGUUCGAACAUGGAUGAGGCAGCUGGAAUCACUUCAGCGGCUGACUCGAGUACAACAGCCGCCCAGAGUCUGUCCAAGUCGGCGACAGCUAGCAGAGAUGUUGCGGUAUUAUCAGAUGCAACACCCGGAGUUGAGAAACACGGACCGACUGGUUCUCAAACUUUGAAUGGAAGCGCCGUGGUGAUGAACUGUCACAUCCCUGGAGGCGGACCAGCUGACAGCUCACAGACCGCCGUCAAGCUUGUCAACGGACCUGUAUCUGUGAGCAAAGGAGUCGCAGCAGUUUUAACCACAACUUCUAGCACCAUUAUUCGAACUUCUUUGAGUGCUCAAAGCGCUGCGACCUCAUCUGUGAUUUCCUCUCAGCCUUCCGUGAAAACUGUACCCACAGUCACGCUUGUGAGGCCACCUAUGCAAACUUCUACCAACAAUUCUCAAAGCGCAGGCAAUCCAACGACUGUUUUAUCAUCACCACCCGUUAUUGUUACUUGCACGACUGGCUCUCUUGUUAACAAACCCGACUCAAGUAAAGCUGUAAUGCUAACUGGUGCCCACGUCGUGACCUCAGCAGUUGCAACGGGGACGACAGCGACCGUGAGGAGUCCGACUGUUCUGCAAAACCUGAGGACUUCAGUACCGUCAACAAUCGCUGCCACUCCUGGAGGAAUAAGAGCCGUUACUCCACAGGUGUUGGCUCCUCGGCUCACUCAGCCUCAACAAAACCCCACAAAUGUCCAAAACAUUCAACUCCCACCAGGCAUGGUCUUGGUCCGCAGUGACAGUGGGCAGCUGCUGAUGAUUCACCAGCACACAUUGGCUCAGAUGCAGGCUCAGUCGCAGUCACAAAGCGCCAUGACACCACGACCUGCGGCCCCCACGAGCUCGCCACCUGUCCAGAUCACUUCUCUACAGACUCCAGGUGCAUCAUUGCUGACUCGCCCUGUUACCCCCACCACCAUUAUCAAACAAAGUCCCCAAGCCCCGAGUACAGUGACAGCCACCACCACACUGCAGAGGCCUCCUGUACUGCAGAACACCAUCAUGCUGGGAGGAAGUACCAGUGCUUCAGGACAGCCGCUAGGAACGCCCACCACAGUGCAGCCUGCAGCAGCGGUAACCCAGAGGGUGGGGCCUCUGGGGCCCACAGGAACGUCUGUCUCUUCCACGACAGUAACAGCUGAAACGCUGGAGAAUGUGAAAAAGUGCAAAAACUUUCUGUCCACGCUUAUCAAGCUUGCAUCUGGAAAACAGUCGUCUGAGACCACAGCAAAUGUCAAGGAGCUGGUGAAGAGCCUGCUGGAAGCAAAGAUCGAGCCUGAGGAUUUCACCAGUAGAUUGUACCAGGAGCUAAACUCUUCACCUCAACCGUAUCUUGUACCUUUCCUUAAGAGAAGUCUCCCAGCACUACGCCAGAUGACCCCGGACUCAGAGGUCUUUAUCCAGCAAAGCCUGCUGCCUCUGCCAAGCAGCCAGCCCGCUGCGGCAGCCUCCACGGCCCUCACCGCUGUGGUGCUGCGACCUCCCCUCUCCACCACCGUCAGUGCAACUACAGCCACUGCCACGACCAAAGCCACCGUCAUCAGCCUCACUCCGACACCUCAGAGUAAACCUGGACUGAUUGUGCCACAGCAACAGGGGACAGUGGUGAGGCCACAGAUGACGCUGGCUCAGUCUCCCAUAGUAACAGUGAGAGGACAAGCACCAGGCCGGAUCAUUGUGGGUCAGCCACAGGUGGUCAAACAGCUACCAGCAGUCCCUGUAGUGAGGCAGACGUUUGCUCCGGGGGCCAGAGGAGUGCUCAACCAGGCUUCUCUCACUGACGCUCAGAAGAACAAACUGAAGGAAGGAGGAGGAACAUUCAAGGAUGAUGAUGAUAUCAAUGACGUGGCCUCCAUGGCAGGAGUCAACUUAUCAGAGGAGAGUGCUCGUAUCUUGGCAACCAACUCUGAGUUUGUCGGCAUGGUGACUCGUUCCUGUAAGGACGAGGCCUUCCUCGCCACCUCUUCACUCACCCGGUUAACUCUAGAGAUUGGUAAGAAGUUUGGUGUCAGUGAGCUGGGCACAGAUGUGAUCAGCUACAUUUCCCACGCUACACAGCAAAGACUGCAGAAUAUCUUGGAAAAGGUGUCACAGGUGGCACAGCAGAAGAAUGCAAUUUUUAAGGAGGACCAGCGGUAUGAGCAGACCAGCGAUGUGCGAACCCAGCUCAAAUUCUUUGAGCAGUUGGAUCAGAUGGAGAAGCAAAAGAAGGAGGAGCAGGAGAGAGAGAUUCUCCUUAAGGCUGCCAAGUCUCGGUCACGGCAAGAAGACCCGGAGCAACUCCGACUUAAACAGAAGGCCAAAGAGAUGCAACAGCUGGAGCUGGCUCAGAUCAGGCAGAGAGAGGCCAACCUUACAGCACUGGCAGCAAUCGGCCCAAGGAAAAAACGGAAAACAGAUUCUCCCGGUAGAGGUGCAAAUUCAGAGGGCUCAGGGUCAGGCCCCUCCCAGCCUGGAGGCUCCAGUGGAACAGGCUCCAGACAGUUUAUUCGACAGCGAAUCACUAGAGUCAACCUCCGGGACCUGCUUUUCUGUUUGGAGAAUGAAAAGGAGACCAGUCACUCACAUCUUCUCUAUAAAGGCUUCCUGAAAUAGCACACAAAUGAUAAUGACUACUCAUUUAAUGGCUUUAAGGAAGCAGUGUUGACCUGCAGCUCAGUUCCCCUCCUGGUGGUACUUUUGUUUUUUUUUUUUGUUUUUGUUUUUUUAUCUGUUUGUUUUUUUGAUCUGCUGAAUUAUGAGACAUCCAUCUGUGAGAAGAAUUAUCAGAAACUCAGAGGAGACGACAGCUCUUUAAAGCCUCCUGUGCAGAGAUGGAGCAGAUGUUGGUUCUACUUUCAGCGUGCCUCAGUUUGCUUUUCAGAGACCAGUUGCACCCGAAUACACUCAACUCAUUUACUGCCUCACGCUGCACACAGGAAUCAUGUUGUAGCAGCCAAUUUCUUUGGAGUGUUAAGCAAACGCUCAUUUUAUCAAGUCCUUAACAGAUUUUAAUUUAUCACACAUUUAUACUGUAUUUUAUUAAUGCCUGUGGAUUGUUUUACAGAGACUAAUAUUGUCACGUGUUGCAUUGCCUUCUUAAAUAGUUAAGCCAUAUGCAUUUGAAUGUUUUGAUUCAUCUUUCCAACAGUUCUCUCCUGAGUUGCAGAAUAAGUGCUUUAUUAUGUUUUUUUUGUCUUUUUUUUUUAUUAGAGAUUAAAACUGGUUAUUUAAAAAUAACAUGUUCAUGAUGUUCAGGUGGUAUUGAAUUCUUACAGUCAUUGGAAUACACUGUAUCUGUAGCAGAUUAACUACACAAACCUCCCAGACUUUAGUCAUGCCACUAAUUUCUCAUCUCAGCCACUUAAGUUAAAGUGAAAAUUUUCUCCCAUUACGUCAUAUUGAGCAUCAUCUUCAGAAUAAUUAUUUGCAACCUUAACAUUGCAGGAAUGAUUUAAAAAGUCUGCAAGUUUGUCAGUUUGUUGAAUUAGGAUACAGUAAGUAUAUUGUCUGCCUAUUUAAAAUAUAUUGGAAAAAUGUCUUAUGAAGUGAAUUUUAUUAUCUUAUAUCAUUGCCACCCAAAGAAUUUUUAAAUUUCAUAUGUCAUGUGACAUGUCAUAUGCAAGUUGUUUUUGGCUUAAAAUAGAUUUGGGCAGGAUGUUUGCUGAAAUGAACCACCUUCUCAAACAUGGUUCUUUUCUGUAGCAGUUAACAAAGGAAAAUAUAAGUAAAAAAAAAAUUAAAAUGAAUGGAAAAGACAAACUAGGAGGUUGUAACGUGGGAAUGGCAAUUCAAGUACUGGCUUUGUAAGUAAUACACUGCAAUGCAAAUGUUGAAAAAGAUUAUAUUUUUCCCAACCACAGUCAUUUAAAGUUGUUUGCUCACAUUUAUAUAUUUAUAAAUUAGGGAGGUCAUGAUGGGUUUAUAAAAAAAAAAAAAAAAAAUGAAAAAUGCACUUGGCCAAUCAGUUGGAAGUCAAUCAGAUGAACAUACCCACUUUGUAAGGUUUUAUUAUUUUUUUUGUUUGUUUUUGUUUUUUUUUAGUAAGAAUGUUUAUUGCUAAUUUUUAUGACUGUAAAAACUUAUGUUUACUUUUUGUAGAUUUAUCAGAUGACAACUUUGAAUUAAGAAAAUGUCUUAUUUUUCAUUUAUAUGAAUAUUUGACAAAUGAGACAGAUAUGUUGCUUUUUUGCCGAUAUCUUGUACAUUUUGCACAGCCACCUGUUUAUAUGUAAAUAUCUAAAAGAAAAUUUUUAAAGGGUUUUUAAUCUAUUUUAUAAAAUGAUUGACAAAGAAUGAUCUCUAAUAAAACAAAAACUAAUCUAACA